CUGCCUGCUCGCGCCUCUUCUGGCUCAGGACCAGUUGUGUUAGCCACCUACUUGCAUCUCUUCUGGAUAAGGUCCAGUUGCGUGGUGCCUGCUGGCGAGAACAUCUGGAUGAAAAGAGAGGCUAUUUGGUAGCUACCAGAGCUGGACCCCAUUUAGAAGAGACUACCCAACCUAGAAGAGAUGCUAGCAAACGGCCACCGUAGCUGGAUCGCAUUUAGAAGAGAUGGUAGCAGGCAGCUGCCAGAAAUGGACCCCAUCCGGAAAACGUGCGAGCGGCGGCUACCCAAUCCAGAAAAGACGAUGGUCGGCAGCUGCUAAAGCUUGACCCCAUCUGAUGAUGUGCUAGCAAGCGCCGAGAAACAAUUUAAAGUUGCUUUUUCAAAUUAUCUUAAAAAAAAAAAACGAGACUUGUGUUAGAACCCAAGACUCAUUUUAACUCAACUUUAUUGUCAAAAGACUAAUUUUAUUUGCUCAUUUUUGUUCACAUUUCCGCUUUGCACUUUAUUUGAACGGGCACCGGGACAUUCACUUCCGGUUUGGCCGCCAGGAUUUGGCUUGAGGGGAGCCGCACGUGAGCCUCCUCGAGGGGCGAGGGGCGAGGGGCGAGUGGCACGCGAGCCUGCUGAACCGGACCACACUGGACCAACUUUUGCUGUGGAAUUUUCCGACGUCUGGACGCCGCCGUGGACGCAGGAAAAGACGCCCAGCCGUUGUUCGCCCGCAUGGGGAACCACACGGAGCGGUUAAGUUACGCCGAAGUUCCCACCGCGGACCCGCACGGCGUGGACCGGGAUGAGGGUCCUCGCAUCGGCGUCGCGUACAUUUUCUCCGACGGGGGGGACGACGACGACGACGAGCCGGGCGACGGCACCCGCGCGAACUCGGACCCGGAAGAAACGGCCUUCGACCCGCGGGAGGAGGUGGAGUGCGCCGUGUACAAGCUGGACGAGUGCGUGUACGAGAAGAGCCGCCGCUCGUCCGCCUUGGACGCGUACUCGCCGGAGAAGCUGCUCGACAAGUGCCGCGCCGGUGACCUAGUGGAGUUCGUGGCCGCGGGCCGGUACCCGCACUGGGCCGUGUACGUGGGCGACUUCCAGGUGGUCCACCUGCACCGCGCCGAGGUCAAGAGCGCCUUCCUGACGGACGCCGGCCGGGGGAGACGCUGCCGGGUCGUCAACGAGCGCUACAAGUUCCGAGCCCGGGACCCCGACGCGGUGGUGCGCAGCGCCCUGGAGCAGGUGGGCCUGAAGGACGGCGAGCUGAGCUGGCGGAACUCCGAGGGCUUCGCCGCCUGGUGCCGCUUCGGCCGCAGGGAGCUGAAGGCCGGCGGCGAGCUGAGCGGCGGCGCCCGCCAGCCGUACGCGCUGCACGUCCUGCUGGGCGACCGCAAGUACUCGCACGCCCUCGAGUUCCAGAGCCUGGAGGAUGUGAUCGCCGAGAAGAGACGCGGGGAUUACCUGGGCCGCAGCGCCUUCCUCCGGGAGCUGGCGGUCCACCUGAGGACCGAGACCGCAGCGCACUGAUGCCGGCAUUGCACAGAUUUAUUAUUAUUUUUCAAACUUCAAUCUCUUAUUUUAGUGGUUUACACUAAAAUAUUGCGUUGAUGGAAUAAAAGUUAAACAGAUGCAUUCUUCAAUUUUCAUCCAUCUCCGGGGGCCGCCAGGUUCGGCAAUAUCGCCCUCUGCUGUCCAGCGAAAUGAACUCCAUGACUGCCGUCUCGCUUGCGUUGCGAACGUCACUUGACCAAACCUGAAAAAUCGGUCGGCGACUCACCGUGGACACCGCGCUAACUAGAAGAACUACGACUUGAUGACAUGACAGUUCGAACAAAACUUUUGCAAGUUGGGGUUCGCACCGUGUCAUGAACCCGUCGUAGUUAUUUAUGCUAGUUCAUUUCGGUCACCGGCGCUUGAGUGCGCUUCAAAUGCUUGCAAGCUAGUGUCUCCUCCUUACGACGGGUUACUUGUAACUUUUUGUUGGUUUCAUCGUGUCAUAACAUCUCUUUUGUUCUAAAAAAGUGAAAAUAAUCGUAGUAAUUGUAAUGUAACCUGUCUUCUUAACAUUGUUACUACUUACAGACAGGUGAGAUUGAAACCUGGCACUGCUGUUACUAAACCAAAUGUUGUUUUUUUUCCAGAGUGUAAUGCAUCACCCUAUUUAACCUGGAAAAGUCAUACAAUGAUUAUUUAUUUGCAUUCAUUGUAUGUGAACGGCAGUGAAACGGUGGAAAACUUGUUGCUAACAAUGUGGUCUUCGACACUUCUCGGAAGGGUCAAUCGUUUGAAACGCCGCCGUUUCGUGUGUUCAUGACUGCUGCAUUACGAAUAUACGAUGUUUCUUUCCGGGGGAAACGAACGCGUUGCGAUGGUGUGCUUCAGUUUUGACGAGGACUCUCAAUCACAUGAAGGGCUGAGUCGCAAAGACUCUCAUAUGAAGGACGUGGCUAAAUCACAAAGAAAGUCAAUCUCAUUACCAAGAAAAUGGAAUCAAAGUCAUAAAGUUGGUGGAUCUAAAUCUGUGGAAGGACUUGAAAUCACGUUAAGGGACUCAAAUCGCACAGAAAAGAAAGAAUACAACUGCAUAAAAUCUCAACGGGUCAGGUGCCAUUUCAAGUGAGGCGUCGCCGUGGCAACCGUUGAUGCAGGGCAGGGGGGCCUCAGCACAGGGCAAAAACUGUUUUUAAAAAAAAAAAUAUAUAUAUAUAUAUAUAUAUAUAUGAUUUAUUUUUUGUGUUGUUUUUGUGUUUUUUGUGUCUAGAAUUGUGUGAGGGCAAUAAAGCGGACGAAAAGCUCCACCUUGGCGCAGGUGCAAAGUGAGGCGUCUGUUUUGCGUUUAAAAAUGAAUAAAUAGUUAAAUAAAAAAGGUUUCCCAUAGGAGGAGCCAAAUGACUGUUGCCGUCGUUGAAUAAAUAAUCCCCAAAAUGCUUGCCGGCGGUUUGCACAAGACAUUUAUGUUUGUCGAAGGCGUUUGCCAGACAUUUUGCCACAAGCACAUUUUGUAGCAAUUUUGUUAAGAUGUCGAUCCGAAAGACUUUUAGACCUUUACCGAUUUCGUGUUCUAAAUGAACACACGGUUUUAUGAAGGAACGAGCAGGUUACACUUGUGGAAAUGUUCUCCCUUUUAAAAAGAAACUCAAAAUUACGUAAAGAACGGGGGCGCCAAAUCACAUGGGUGAACAUGACCCUAAAUCACAUAAAGAAUGGUUGACCACGUCACAAAAGGGAUUCUAAAUGAUGUGAAGGGCUCAACUUGACGAUAAAUCACAAAGAUCAACAAUACAUUGACUCAAAAUCACAAAGUGACCCUAAAUUACAUAAAGUGACUCAAUUAAGGAUGGGUUUCUUGAAUCAGAUCAAAUGACAAAAUCACACAAAGAGAAAGACUCGACAUCACCGAAGGAAGUAAAAUCAGGCUCAUAACAAAUGACCAUAAAUCACAUAAAGUAUCACAAAGAGAAGGGAUUCUAAACGCCAUGAGAAAAAAAAGGUAAAUGUCAU
Phyllopteryx taeniolatus (common seadragon) is the source of this 3497-nucleotide messenger RNA. RefSeq names its product LRAT domain containing 2a (gene lratd2a). The record is from RefSeq and is a predicted model, not a curated record. The transcript has 3 exons. Lineage: Eukaryota; Metazoa; Chordata; Actinopteri; Syngnathiformes; Syngnathidae. The coding region runs from base 723 to 1523 and encodes 266 amino acids.